AUGUCUAAAGAUGGAACUUUUUCAAUAAGCAAGAGUCAACAAGCUGGACGUCAUAUUUUUAAACUUGUAAAUAUGAACAAUGAAACAAAAGAAUGUGAAGCAAUUUUUUGGUUUGAUAAGAUGGAGAUGUUUUUUGUAAACCAUAGUUCUGAGAUUGUAGGCAUUAAUCGUAAUGAACAUCUUGAGUUGUAUUCUAGAAUUAACGAUAGUAUUCAAAAAAAGAUUAUUGACAUUGAGACUCAAGAGCUACAGAAAAAAAAAAUGUAA
This is a messenger RNA of Dentiscutata heterogama, 267 nucleotides long. The record is from the annotation of a GenBank genome assembly. NCBI's taxonomy places the organism in Eukaryota, Fungi, Glomeromycota, Glomeromycetes, Diversisporales, Gigasporaceae.